UGGCGACUGUUGGCACGUAGAAUUUUGUUUUUGAGGAUAGCGUCAAGGAUUAUCGUAAUAUUUGGGCCACCUGCAAGCUAUUUGGUUAUCAAAACCAUCAUAGUGUCGCCAUUACUAUUCUGUCUUACAAGCUAAAUUGUUUUCAAGAAUAACCGGGACAUGUUUCGUCGCGGAGCGGCUAAGAAAGACCACAACAACAAACCUGUGAAGAAGGAUGUGAGUGACAGUGAUAAAUACGCCGACCUCUUGGUGUUCGGCUAUGCCUGCAAACUGUUCCGAGACGACGAAAGGGCUCUUUACCACGAACAUGGAAAACAUCUUAUCCCAUGGAUGGGGGACAAGAGCAUCAUGAUUGAUAGAUACGAUGGGCGCGGUCACUUACAUGAUCUUUCAGAAUAUGACAGCGGGUCAUGGAAUACAUCCUACCAGCUGUCAGAGGAAGAGGCCAGGAUUGAGGCGCUGUGCGAUGAGGAGCGGUACCUGGCUCUUCACACUGACCUGUUGGAAGAAGAGGCUAGACAAGAGGAGGAGUACAAACGUCUGAAUGAGGCUCUGGCUGAUGAAGGCUCCUACAAUGCAGUGGCCUUCAAGUACAGCGCAGACUACUAUGACCCCUCUCAACCCACGGAGGAGGAGGAUGCUAACAAGGAACUUGAAGAGGCAGAGCCUGAGGAGAGCGAGGAACCCUUUGUUGCUCCCCCAGGGCUGGCUAUCCCUCCUGAUGUGGAGCUGCCAGCAACCAUUAAGACGCACAAUAUCAUCGAGAGGACUGCCAACUUCGUGUGUCAGCAGGGGGCUCAGUUUGAGAUAGUUCUGAAAACCAAGCAGGCUGGUAACUCCCAGUUUGACUUUCUUCGUUUUGACCACUACCUGAACCCUUAUUACAAACACAUCUUGCGGGCCAUGAAGGAAGGUCGAUACAACCUUGACUCCACCAAAAAGCAAGAGCAGUCGCAGGAGUCCCACUCUGAUGAUUCAGAUGAGGAUGGGGAUGGCAGCUACCUCCAUCCCAGCCUGUUUGCCCCUAAAAAGAGCUCUCGCCUUGAGGAGCUGGUGAAGCCUCUUAAAGUAAUGGACCCAGACCAUCCUCUGGCAGCACUCGUACGAAAAGCCCAACAAGAAAGGAAUGGGACUUCAGCAAUGGCAACUAAACCAGAGGAAGUGACAGACCCAGCUGCAUCCAGCACACCAGCACAGUACACUACUGACCCAAAUACAGCAGCAAUGUAUUAUGGGUACUACAUGCUUCCUGAUGGAACGUUCUGCUUGGCCCCUCCACCCCCAGGGAUAGAUGCAAACUCGUACUACAACAGUAUGCCCUCAGCUGUAGUGGCUGCUCCACCUACUUCUUCCGGGGCUGUGCCUCAUUUGGGGACAACACCCACCCCUCCUGAAACUAUCGCCAUGGCACCACCAGCUACAGCCCCCUCUCAGGUCACCAGCUCUGCUGCUCCAGCAAGUGUCCCAGAAACCAGUUCAAAAGCCGAAGCUCAAGUUUCCACACCAGCAGCACCAGCCAUCAUUCCCCCACCACCUGACAUCCAGCCAGUUAUAGACAAGCUGGCUGAGUACGUUGCUCGGAACGGUCUAAAGUUUGAGGCCAGUGUCCGUGCCAAGAAUGAUCCACGGUUUGACUUUCUGCAGUCUUGGCAUCAGUACAACUCCUAUUAUGAGUUUAAGAAGAAUUACUUCAUGCAGAAGGAGGGAAAAGGCUUGGCAGAGAGUGGGACAGCAGAUGACCUUCAGUCAGACAAGUCAGCCAAGGACUCCAAGCUGACGAAAGCCUCAUUUGCCCCCAUCUGUUUUGCUAUCAAGGCAAAGGAAAAUGACCUGCUGCCACUGGAGAAGAACAGAGUUCGACUGGACGAUGACUCAGACGAGGACAAGUUGCUGGAGGAGGGAGGACUGGAAGCUGUGAUGGGUGGAGCUGAGAUGGUUGACAAGGAGCCUCCUCCAGUCAGUGCACCAGAGGAGAAGAGACCCACUCUCAGUCUGGAGGAGUUGGAGGCAAAACAAGCCAAGCAGAAACUGGAGGAUCGUCUAGCAGCUGCAGCCAGGGAGAAGCUGGCCCAGGCAUCUAAGGAGUCCAAGGAGAAACAGCUACAGGCUGAGAGGAAGAGGAAGGCAGCGCUCUUCCUACAGACCCUCCGUGGCCCCUUCGCCGGCGAGCCUGAGGCCAAGAGAGUUGAGCUAGACUCAUCUGCACAGCUUGAGAUGCAAGAAGCCCUUUCUGCUCUGUCAGACCUUGCGCCAUCUCCAGUGUCCUGUGCCCCACCUGCAUAUCCUCAGGAUCAAAGGCCCCCCAUGGAGAGCCAAGGAGCCUAUCGCAGCAGGGAAACCCCGUCCUGUUCGUCCUCCUCAUCGUCCCACAUUACCUCCAGAGGAGCAGACCGAGACAGAGAAAAAGACAGAGACCGAGACAGGGACAGGGACAGAGACAGAGACAGAGACAGAGAUAGAGACAGAGACAGAGACAGAGAUAGAGAUAGAGAUAGAGAUAGAGAUAGAGACAGAGACAGAGACAGAGAUAGAGAUAGAGAUAGAGAUAGAGACAGAGACAGAGAUAGAGAUAGAGAUAGAGACAGAGAUAGAGACAGGAACAAAGGCAGGGACAAAGAGAAAAAGAAGAAAAAACACAAGAGGAGGUCAAGGUCAAGGUCAAAGAGCAGACACUCCCUUCCCAGUGCCUACAGGAGAGCCCGCAGGUCCCGAUCCCGUUCACACUCCCCGGGGAGAAGGGACAGGAGGGGCAACUCAUCGGAGAGGAGACGUGAAGAGAGAGAGCGGGAGCGCUAUCAUCCCAGCAGCAGCUCCAGCCUGCCCAGGGGGCAUUCAAGAUCCAGGUCCCCUCCUGAAAAAAGGAGCUCCUUGUCAUCCUCAGGACAGAUGCAAACUGUGGGCUCCUCUCUCUCUCCAAAUUCCUCACCGGGUAGAGUUUUGUCCCCGUCAGCUAGCCCUGCCUCCAGCCUGGCCCACUCCAGGGGUGGUUCUCAGGAGAAAGACAAGGCAGUGUCCUCAUCCAUAGUAUCCUCUGUUCAGUCCAAAAUAACUCAGGAUCUGAUGGCCAAAGUGCGAGCCAUGCUUGCCACCUCCAAGACCUUCCAACCUCCCAAUUCCUAAAGAGGGUAUGGCUUUCUGUCAGUCUCGACAACCUCGGCCAAUAGGCGAGCGGCAUUCUCCGAUUUCCUGGAGAUCUAUCCAGUCUGGAUCUGUUUCCCUGUGUUUUCCUUGAUUUAUUUCUUCAUCGUGAUUUGAGCAUCAACAGAUUCAGUUUGGCUACGUUACGUCUUCUGCGACAUUGUCAGAGUGAGGUAAAGGCACUCGUUACACUGAAAAAUAACUGGUUUCACAUGGCACCUGAGAAAACGCUUCAUCAGCUGGGAGAGCACGUCGGCAGUUGACACAUUUUGGUGCAGGGAGAUUUAAACGUGGAAGUAAUCCAUGUUAUUUUGCAUCCUGUUUUAAGACACUGUACUUUUCCCCCACAUGUUGACAGUCAUUCUUUGCAGCAUUACCUAAAGCUGCUGGAGGUCUGUAUUCUCUCCUUCUAUGAAGGGUUGCGUUGUUUUGAUAAUUUCAUUUCACUCCUCCCUCAUCUGCUGUUCUCGGCUGUUGUUUUCCCACUUAUUUCCUCCCCCAGCUGUCUUUUUUCUUUUCUCUCCAGCACCUCACCCAUCUACCUGAGAAGCUGUUUUAAUUUUUUACUCUGUCCCUCAGCUCUAGUUUGUGGCCUUCUAUUUCUGUUCCUGGUUUGUACUGUAAUGAAUUUAAUGCAGAACUACUUUCUAAUCCAAAGUGUCAAUAAAGUUUCAGUUAUGA
Toxotes jaculatrix (banded archerfish) is the source of this 3819-nucleotide messenger RNA. It is a transcript of the gene sfswap, whose product is annotated as splicing factor SWAP. The transcript is spliced from 19 exons. Gene Ontology annotation, biological process: RNA processing; mRNA 5'-splice site recognition. Gene Ontology annotation, molecular function: RNA binding. The record is from RefSeq and is a predicted model, not a curated record. Lineage: Eukaryota; Metazoa; Chordata; Actinopteri; Toxotidae. The coding region runs from base 160 to 3120 and encodes 986 amino acids.